Messenger RNA from Menidia menidia (Atlantic silverside), 2424 nucleotides. NCBI's taxonomy places the organism in Eukaryota, Metazoa, Chordata, Actinopteri, Atheriniformes, Atherinopsidae. The record is from the annotation of a GenBank genome assembly.
AUGCCCGCUGCGAUGUGCAACCCGCUGCUGCUCUCUGUGCCCUCGCUGCUCCUGAUCUGCUGCCUGCAUGGGCCGGUGAGAGCAGCGGAGGAGGGCAGGCCGCCGCCCUCCUCCUCCACGCCGGGAGACAAUGGCCUCGACGCCGCCGCUGGAGGCGCGGACACGGGCGGCCCGGAAUCGUUCCUCACCCCCCCGGCUCUGGUGGCAGAGCCCCGUUUCACCCUGAAGGUGCUCGUGAGGGAUCUGGUGACCCGUCAGCCGCUGUCGGGCGCGUCAGUGGACGUUUAUGUGAACCACACCUUGAGGAGUUCGGCCCAGACGGGGCAGAGGGGUGAGGUUCUGCUCCGGGUGGACUACAGCCCUGGCCUCGGCCUGACUCUUUUGGGUAAAAUGGAGGGCUAUGUCCCUACCCCCCUUCCCUGGAGUACCACCAAGAGACCAAUUUUCUCUGCCGUGACGCUGCUGCUGCUGCCGCACAGUCAGGGAAACAUCUGGCUGUUUGAAGAUUCUGUGCUCAUUGCUGGGAAGCUGCCUGAUAGCGCCGCCCAGCCAAAGGUCAGGUUCCCUAAAAACCUCCUGCCAAUACCUGAUAAACGCAACAUCUCGUCGGUGGCAGCCUACCUGACGGUGCCGCAGCACCACCUGGCGAAGGACUGCGCUAACUGCACCCCAGGCAUCAUCAGCAGCAAAUCUGUGUUCAAAAGCAUUGAGCUUAAGGCCGUGGCUGCCGUCAGCGUCCUGCUGUACUCUGAUGGCGAACAGCUCCAGGUUCGAGGCCCAAUCCAGAUCAGCCUGCCACUGGGGCGCAACACGUACCUGAGAGCCUCAGAUACAGUACCUGCAUGGGCCUUCAACAUGAAGACAGGUGCCUGGGAGAACCAAGGACUGGGAAUAGUUAAAAGAGUUGGUGAUGAGCUGGUUUGGACCUACACAGCUUCCCAUCUGGGCUACUGGAUUGCUGCCCCUCAUCCCUCGUCGAGAGAUUAUCUUGGACAUGCUAGCUCCAUGGAUUUCAUCUCUUACCACACCUACCUGUUAAUGGGAAUACUUGGGGGAACUCUGGCCAUAGUCGUUGGGAUUCUGUCUUUGCUUCUGUGUCACUGCGGAGGUUCCUAUCGAGAGCCCAGGAGGAGGAGAGCCCGCUUUUCCAAACUCACCGUCGUUAAGAAAGAUCAAACCACCUCCACCCACAUGGAGGAGGGUUUGCUGUUUCGAUCUGGAGAAAACAGCCUUGCCUCCUGCAGUGUCCAGUGUGAGCCGUUGUCAACACCGAGGCAUAAAGUCAAUUACAACAUCUACGUAGAGGAUCCGGGAAGUCUUACGUCGGCUCCUCUUUACGAAAACAUCACCGGGGAUCGUACGAAGGGAGCCCACCUCCCGCCUCAUUACAUCAACAGCGAAGACGUGGCUCGCAUCCGGGAGAAAGCGGAGCAGAACCGUGCCAACAUGAACGACAACUUCUUUCAAGAUAAGCUGGUUCACAUCUACAACCAGCCCGUGGCAAUUCUUCAGGCUCAGGAGCUGUUUGGUGCUCAGGAACAGCAGCUGUCCAGCUGCAAGUCCGCCACGUUCCCCCGAAACGGAGUGGAGUACGAUGCUCACUCAGAACCUCCAAAUAAAGACAAUUACACCCAGACACUACCCAAAGUGCCCCACCAUCACUCCCAAGGUGGGAGCAGCCCUCCGCAGAGCAGCCAGGAUGACCCUCAGCCUCUGGAGACUCCCCCACCAGGACAAGGCCCUAAUGCCGGGGUUUGGGGACGCUAUAGUAACCUUCUCGAAUCCUCAGUCUCUGUGCCAGGGACUCUCAACGAGGCAGCCGGUAUGGAGGGCUUCAGUAGUGGGCACGGCGUUCCUGGCGAGCUGCAGGGAAUUUCAGAGCGCACCUUGCUGGAGCUGACUCGUGGCAAGUCUUCGUCAUCGCACCCUAGGGCCUGGUUCGUCUCCUUAGACGGGAAACCUGCCGCUCAGGUUCGUCACUCCAUCAUUGAGCUCCAGAGCCGCCACCGUCCGCCAAGUAGCAACGACACCAGUCUCGACUCUGGCGUGGACAUGAACGAGCCCCAGCACAACAUCCGCGAGACUGAUCGCGAGAGGCCGUCCAUGAGGGGCUCCUCACUCCAACAUCACAGAGGGGGGCGGUACGGCGAGGAGCAGGACCUCAGCAGUAGUGAAAGUGGCACCACAGCCACCUGUACGCCAGAGGACCCGUCCCUGAGGAACAUUUUAGAUGGGAGCAGUGGGGCUAUUCCCAACAUUCCUGAGGAGCGAGAUGGGGUGGAUACAUCGAGCGCUCAGGAAGACAGCGAAUCGAGAGGCACGCCGCCUCCCCGCCGUUUAAGGAAGGUUCGGGAGAAAGUGAAGGCAGAAAAAAGAAGCACCAAACACAUACGGGAAGGCAGACCUCUGACCAAGAGAAGUUAG